Messenger RNA from Biomphalaria glabrata, 2091 nucleotides. Its product is annotated as prenylcysteine oxidase 1-like. Gene Ontology annotation, biological process: prenylated protein catabolic process; prenylcysteine catabolic process. Gene Ontology annotation, molecular function: prenylcysteine oxidase activity. Bases 47 to 1573 code for a protein of 508 amino acids. Lineage: Eukaryota; Metazoa; Mollusca; Gastropoda; Planorbidae. The record is from RefSeq and is a predicted model, not a curated record. The transcript is spliced from 5 exons.
UCUAGAGUGUAAGAUCAUAACGUCAGUAGAACUAGAUUUCUCUACCAUGCAUUUCUUUGGAUUAGUCAACUUGGUGUUUAUGUUUUUGUCCAUGCAUAUCCUGUUGUUGAAAACUGGACUAUGUAACGACAACGAAGAAAUGCUUCCUAGAAUAGGAAUUGUUGGUGCUGGCCUUGGUGGAACAUCUUGUGCCUUUUACUUGCGGCAGUUACUGGGCAGCAAAGCAACCAUAGAUAUUUUUGAAGCUUCAAAAGUUGGUGGUAGAACAGCAGUCAUCAAAAUUAACGGUCAAAAGUUUGAAGCUGGUGGCAGUGUCAUUCAUAAUCAAAAUAAAUACAUGGUCGACUUUGCUGAAAAGUUCAAUAAAAAAAGACUGUCCAGAUCUGAUGGUAUCUUUGGUUUGUACAGUAAUGGAGACAUUGUGUUUGAGACAAGCAGGUGGACAGCUGUGACUUUAUCCAAACUCUUGUGGCGCUAUGGAUUGGAUGCUUACAAAAUUCAUGACUGGACUAAGAAUUUUCUUUCAAAAAAAUUUAACAGGAUCUAUGAGUUCCAGGAUGGUGGAAUGGCAUUCACCACUGUGGAAGACAUGCUGCGUGCAAUGGGUGAUGAGCUUCUCAACAUGACGCACUUUUCUUUGAAGGAUGUUUUGCUAGACAUUGGAGUGUCCGAGAAGUUCAUUGAUGAGCUGGCUCAGGGGGUCAUGAGAAAUAACUAUGCACAGUCCACAGGUGUACAUGGUUUGGUGGGUGCUGUUUCUUUAAUUGGUGCUGAGCCAGGUUUGUGGUCAGUAGAAAAUGGCAACAAGGAAAUCUCUGAAGCAUUACUGCAGGAGUCAAAAGCAAAUUUUAUUGAAGCCAAUGUGAAGACUGUCACUUUGUACAAAGAUGAGCUGGGCACUGGUAGCAUAUCCUACGAAGUAGAUUAUGAAAAUCAGAAUGAGAAAUCUGAAAGUACUGAAACCAGAGAGUACGACAUUGUCAUCCUUGCAGCGCCUCUGGAAGGAACUAAGUUUAAGAUAGCCUUCGCAGACUUCCCUGGCCCAAUGCCACCAUUUUCGCAGAAGUUCCACACCACCGUGGCCAUGUUUGUUCUAGGUAAAGUAAACACGACAACAUUUCAUCUGGACAAUCCAGACGACUUUCCUGCUGACCUUUUCACCUCACAGCCUGACAGUUUCUUCAACUCAAUAGGCAAACUGUCCCCAGUCGACACUGCCCAACCUGAGCAUGCCUAUGAGCCGGGACAGGCUGUGUGGAAAACAUUCCUGAACAAAAACCCAAACCAAGAAGAAAUAAGUAGUUUGUUUGAAAGCCGUGAAGAUUUGAGACUAGUGGAUUGGCUGGCCUACCCCGAGUAUGCACCCAAUAUGAAGCUGCCUCCAUUUCAGCUGUACGAUAGGCUUUACUAUAUCAAUGCCAUUGAGUCUGCCGCGUCUGCAAUGGAGAUGGCAGUAAUAGGCUCCAGAAAUGUAGCCUUGCUGGCAUACAACCAGUGGUUUGGCCAUUUUGACAAGAUUGAUGAAAUCCAUCUACAAACUCCAUCGGCAGACAAUAAGAAUUCUGAAUUGUAACCAUAGUCCUCGUGUAGUUAACAUAUUUUAUAUUUUAAUUUUUUGGCUUCGGUUAUUGUUGUUUGUUGUUCAAAAUGUUGUUAUUAUAAUAAUUGCUGAAAUUUUCUUGAUAACAGAAACUUGCAUGAAAUGUUUGAUGAUGUGAUAACUAAAUGAAUCUUUUUUUUUUUUAAUAUAUACACAUUAGUUAUAUCCCUUACUUUUAUUCUGGCAUUACUGAAAGUUUGUAUGAAAUGAUGAAUUGGGCUAAGUCUCGUCUGAUAAAGGAAGAAAUUGUCCCAGCAGGUGCUGGAUUCAUGUUGGACGUGUCCCAAACUUUACAAAUUAUUAUUUUAUACUUUAUGUGUUUCUAAAGUUACGAUUUAACUAAACCAUCACAUGUCAAUGUUUUUGAAUUUAUUGUUUUAGUGAUCUUUAUUUUUUGAGAUGUCACAUUUGACAUUGUUUGAAUAGCCCUGCAGUAUUCAAUGACAUAUGCCUGUUUGAAUAGCCCUGCAGUAUUCAAUGACAUAUGCCUG